This is a messenger RNA of Trichophyton benhamiae CBS 112371, 3024 nucleotides long. RefSeq lists its product as uncharacterized. The transcript is spliced from 6 exons. Gene Ontology annotation, biological process: endoplasmic reticulum to Golgi vesicle-mediated transport; GPI anchor metabolic process. The coding region runs from base 1 to 3024 and encodes 1007 amino acids. Gene Ontology annotation, cellular component: endoplasmic reticulum. The record is from RefSeq and is a predicted model, not a curated record. Lineage: Eukaryota; Fungi; Ascomycota; Eurotiomycetes; Onygenales; Arthrodermataceae. Gene Ontology annotation, molecular function: phosphatidylinositol deacylase activity.
AUGGAAAACUCGGUAGAGUCACAGCGGCUGCGGCGGCCUCGGUCGCGAACCGCCUGUGGGUUUCCGGUGUCGACUAUCAUCGUUACUAUAUUCGGUCUGCUCCUGGUCUUUGGCAUUGUGCAAUCGUACUUGACGCUCCAGAUCGACCCCCAAGGAUGCAAGACGCCCAGUAUGCUGCCAACGUACAUCAAAUUGGGCGGGUUUGAUACGGAACAUACCCGAUUCGCUAGCAAGUACAAUCUUUACUUGUAUCGAGAACGAGGUGUAGACGACUACAGCGAAGAAGACAUUGGGCUCAAAGGAGUGCCGGUUCUCUUCCUCCCGGGAAACGCAGGAAGCUACCGGCAGGGACGGUCCCUUGCUUCCGAAGCCUCCUUGUACUUUCAUAAUGUACUGCAACAUGACCAAGACAGGGUCAAGCUCGGCACCAGGAGCUUGGAUUUCUUCAUGGCAGACUUCAAUGAAGACAUGGCUGCUUUCCAUGGCCAGACAAUCCUCGACCAGGCAGAAUACAUCAACGAUGCCCUGUCCUACAUACUAUCGCUGUACCAUGAUCCCAACCGAGCUAGAAGAGAUACCGAUCUGCCAGACCCAGUAUCCGUCAUACUGAUAGGUCACUCCAUGGGAGGAAUUGUCGCUAGGACAGUCCUGACAAUGGCCAAUUAUCAGGCCAACUCUGUGAAUUCCAUCAUCACCAUGUCCACACCGCAUGCCAGACCACCCGUAUCGUUCGAUUCCGACCUGAUGAGUACCUAUAAACAGAUCAACUCCUACUGGCGCGAAGCCUAUUCGGAGAGAUGGGCCAAUAAUAACCCGUUGUGGCAUGUCACCCUCAUAUCCAUUGCUGGCGGUGGAGGGGACACCAUUGUGCCCUCAGACUACACUAGCUUAUCCUCCCUGGUGCCCGAUACCCAUGGUUUUACCGUUUUUACCAGUACAAUUCCCAACGUUUGGACUGGAGUAGAUCACCUUUCAAUUGCAUGGUGUGAUUCCUUCAGAAAAGCCGUUGUUCGAGCGCUCUUUGAUGUUAUUGACGUUCGGCGCGCUACCCAAACGAAGCAACGAGCCGAGCGCAUGAGUGUAUUCAGGAAGUGGUUUCUUACCGGGAUCGAACCAAAUGCUGAUAAACUCCUGCCAAGUAAAGGUAAGAUUAAGCAAUAUUGUGUUACAUCCGCUAUCACCAGACUAACGGGAACCAUAGAACCAACUACUUUAUUGACCCUUGAAGAAAACGCCAACGCAAUGCUAAAACAAGGCGAACGCCUGGUCUUGCACGGACUCGGCCAUCACGAAGGCCCUAAAGCCCAUCUAAUCCCUGUCCCCCCAAGAGGAGGUGUCCCUGGCAAAAAAUUUACCCUCCUGACAGAUCAGCGUGUUGAACCUUCAGGGUCCGGAAAGCUUGAAAUUCUGUUUUGCAGUGAUCCUCCCUCCCGCGCUGGGCAAUCCGCGACUUUGCUUUCCUUGAAUCUCGACCUAUCCGGUGGCAACGCUGCUUCACCUCGGCUGGUGUGCAAAAGCAGCUAUGAGGACGUGAUAUACAUCCCUGCUUCAAACAAGAAUUCAAAAGCCGCUUUUGAUGACGCCCAACCAUUUUCAUAUUUCCAAUACAGCCUAGAAGACCUUACGGAGUAUCAGUUUGUGGCCGUCGUCGAUAAGCACGAAAAAGCUACCCCCGGGUUUCUGAUUGCGGAGUUCUCUGACAGCUCUGACUCAGUAAUUCCGACUAGAGUUAGCCUGGGUCGGCUUCUUAGUGCUGGCUUAACCAUCCUGCUACCAGCCGACAGACCAAUGGUGACAGAUAUCAAGGUUCCAGCUCUGCAGUCCAGCUUGCUCGCCUAUAAGCUUAAGCUCAACAGGCAAGGAUGCAAACCCGACUCAGAGCUAUUUGCGCCCAUCGUUCGCCAGUAUAUAUCUGAUCCCUACGAAUCCAAGUUUUUCGUCAACGUAAAAGCGAUUGACGUUAAUCUCCAUGGAGUCGCGCCGUAUAUGCCUCCGCAUAUCAGGGACAAUGCAGCCGGAAGUGGCAUAUCCUUUGAGCUGUGGUCAGAUCGGAGCUGCAGCGCGCCACUUCAAAUAUCACUGCAAGUGGAUGUGCUAGGAAGCUUGGGUAGGCUUGCAAUGAGAUAUCGAACUGUCUUUGCUGCGUUCCCCCUGGUUAUUGUCGCAAUGGUCCUCCGCAAGCAAUUUAGAGUAUACGAUCAAACAGGCGUUUUUAUCAACUUUUCCGAAAGUUUAGAACUAUGUAUUCGGUCUUCUUUACCUCUUACCUUCCUUGGCUUCUCACUUUUGGCUACCACUCUGGCAACAUCCAAGUCCGUUGUAACCCAGGGGGUACAGUCAAGUUGGCAGUCGAACGCAACAGAGACGCCGAUAGACUAUGGGAAGAAUGAUCUUCUGUUAGGCUCUCAGGACACUUUCUUCUGGUUCUUGGUGCCUCUUUUCGGCAUUAUUAGCGUUGGCGCAUGUGUUGUUGUCCAUUAUGCUGCCACAACCAUCAUCUAUCUCCUUGGGCUUCUUCGAUCCACCGUGGCUGCUCGACAGGGCUAUAUCAAGCAUGAAAACGGAAAGCCUCUUCUCAUGCUCGUGAAACACAACUUUGCACAUUCGAUUCUCAUCCUAAUGCUUUGGAUUCUUCCGAUAAACAUCCCUGUCCUCAUCGUCUGGGGUCACAACCUCGCCGUACACUGGUUCACGCCCUUCUCCUCUCACCAUAAUGUGUUAUCAAUAAUGCCUUUCAUUCUUCUCGUCGAAACCCUAACCACCGGAGUCAUGAUACCCCGGAUUACCUCGAACUUCAAACAUAUCACAUCCGGCCUGUUUUUCUUCCUUGCAGUAUACGCCGCGAUUUACGGCGUCACAUACGCUUACUUACUACACCAUAUUGCCAACUUCGUCGUCACCUGGCUUGUGGUACUCUAUUUCUUCGGAAACGGCCUUUGCAUACCAAGCAUCGACCGGAUAACCCGUCUACCCGACUUCGCCGACACCGACUUUUCGAACGGUCACAUCAAAAAGCUGCCUUGA